This is a messenger RNA of Hordeum vulgare subsp. vulgare (domesticated barley), 2076 nucleotides long. Its product is annotated as extensin-1-like. The transcript is spliced from 3 exons. The coding region runs from base 1 to 1839 and encodes 612 amino acids. NCBI's taxonomy places the organism in Eukaryota, Viridiplantae, Streptophyta, Magnoliopsida, Poales, Poaceae. The record is from RefSeq and is a predicted model, not a curated record.
AUGCUCUUUUUUUUCUUUUUUGAGGGAAGUACAGUCUCUAAUCAUUCAAAUGGCCAUACCACCUUACCAGCUCCACCUGCUUCCCCAGAGACCCUGCCAAGUGCCACCUUGAACAUUAUAAAUACUCAUCCAUACCAAAGCCAAAAUCAUUCACAUUCUCCCAUCUCCUCUUCUCACUUCAGAAAGCACUGUCCAGGCAUGGAAGUAAGCGUUGGAAGCCAGCCAAAGCGCCAGCUAUGGCUGGUCUUAGCCGUGCUGGUUGCCAUGGCAAUGCUCGGUGAGGCAGCCAGAAGCUUACCACCACCUUCUCUUUCAGCAUCACCAACGUAUGCUCCUAUCAUUAAGGUGAUAGGCAAAGCAUACUGCUAUAGAUGCUUCAAUGAGGCGCACCCAGAAGAAUCCCAUGGGAAGGAGCACCUGGAAGGAGCCAUGGUCAAGGUCACUUGCCAGGCCAAUGACCAGGCAAUAGUGAGAUUUGGCUACACCGAAAGCAAUGGCAAAUACAGCGUGGCCAUUACCGGUUUGCCACUUAGUGGCACCUUUGGGGCUGACUCGUGCAAGGUUGAGCUCCAUGCGGCAGCAGGAGGAUCUGACUGCAAUGUGCCCAUGGAGUUAAAUCUCUCUGGAGUUAGUGUUUACUCAAAGUCCAAUGAAGAAGUGGUUCUCCAAGCCAACCAAGUAAUGGCAUUUGGAUCAAAGAAGACAUUUGCUGGAUGUUCAAAACCUCACAUUCUACCAUCGAUGUAUCCAUCUAAUUCACCGCCACUCCCAUACCAGCAUCCCUCGCCUCCACCCAACUACAAAUCCCCACCGUUACCGUACCAGCAUUCACCACCAACUUCUAACAAGUUUCCACCUCCAUCGUAUCAGUAUCCAUCACCUCCGCAGAACUUGUACUCUUCACCGCCACCGUACCAACAGUCCACACCUUCAAGCAACUACCAAGCUCCACCAACAUCUAACAAUCCAACACCAACCCACAAGUAUUUACCACCUCCAUACUACUACAACUCCCCAUCUUCGAACAGCCACGUAGCUCCACCACUGCCAUACCUGCAGUCCCCACCUCCGUACAACUACAAGUCACCUGUUCUACCAUUGUCACCAAUGCCUCCUCGCCAUUAUAACUCUCCACCUCCAUUUAACUAUGGAUCUUCACCCCCACCUUACCAAUAUUCUCCACCGUUACCUCCAAAACAUCUACAACCAAAUGUUCCUCAUGGUACUCCGCCACCAGCAUCAAUAUCACCACAGCCUCUUUACCCCUAUGGCUCUCCACCACCAGCAUCAAUAUUUCCACAGCCUCUUCACCCCUACAGCUCUCCACCACCAUAUCUGAACUCGUACCAAUCCCCACCACCACCGAUGCAGCUCCCUCAUGUAAAAUCGCCACCAGUUUCUUCAACAUCUCCACAGCCUCUUUACCACUACAGCUCUCCACCACCAUCUCUGAACUCGUACCAAUCCCCACCACCACCGACUCAGCUUCCUCAUGUAAAAUCACCACCAGUGUCUUCAACAUUUCCACAGCCUCUGCACCACUACAGCUCUCCACCACCAUAUCUGAACUCGUACCAAUCCCCACCACCACCGAUGCAGCUCCCUCAUGUAAAAUCGCCACCAGUUUCUUCAACAUCUCCACAGCCUCUUUACCACUACAGCUCUCCACCACCAUCUCUGAACUCGUACCAAUCCCCACCACCACCGACUCAGCUUCCUCAUGUAAAAUCACCACCAGUGUCUUCAACAUUUCCACAGCCUCUGCACCACUACAGCUCUCCACCACCAUCGCUUCUGAACUCCUACCAAUCCCCACCACCACCAAAUCAGCUGUCUUAAGCAUGAGGAAUGGUUUCUUGAAAUGAUAUGAUGUGGGCAGAAUAAACGGAAGAGUCGAAGUCUAUCUCAAGAAGAAGCGCCGUAGCUGGAAUUGUCAGCUAUGGGUCACAGUUUCUAGAAUUAUCUACCCAAGUAUCUAGUGUGUUUCAGCUUUCACUUUGUUGCCUAGAGCUAUUUCAGCAAUGUAACCAUAAGUUGUAUGAGCUAUUGUUAGUAAUAGCAAUGUUCUGUACUCAA